Misgurnus anguillicaudatus (oriental weatherfish) is the source of this 1947-nucleotide messenger RNA. It is a transcript of the gene ugt5d1, whose product is annotated as UDP glucuronosyltransferase 5 family, polypeptide D1. The record is from RefSeq and is a predicted model, not a curated record. Gene Ontology annotation, molecular function: UDP-glycosyltransferase activity. Lineage: Eukaryota; Metazoa; Chordata; Actinopteri; Cypriniformes; Cobitidae.
CUGUGCGACUCUGUAUUUCUGAUAAGCUGAGAAAGCGCUACUGAAAUAAAUUUAUAAAUAUAUCAGCUAAAAAGAAAUGUUCAACAUCUUUAUUUCAUUAAGCAGAUAAGAUUGCUGCAAGUUGUAAAGGCAUUAACUUGAACUUGUGUCAUGUAUGUUAAAAAAAUCUGCAGUGUCUGCCUGUUAAUAAUUGAUUUAUAUGUCAGAAAUUUCUUUGGACUUUGCAUAAUCUUGGUCAAGCUUGAAAUUUGAACUCAGUGGAUGAAUGGAGCCGGGGAAUUUCUACGCACACUGGUAGCCUUUUGGUUUUACAUUACAGUACACAAUGAAGUCAUUUUCCAUCACGAGACAUUUCAUCACAAUCGGAUUAUUUUUGGGUUUGUCUGUUUUUACUCUGAGCUGUAGCGGGGGUAAAGUGCUGGUGUAUCCUGUCGAUGGCAGCCACUGGGUCAAUAUGAAAAUUUUGAUAGAGGAAAUGCACACCAGGGGUCACAGCAUCACCGUCGUCCGACCCAAAUCCAGCUGGUACAUCACAGAAAAUUCCCCUUUCUACUCCUCAAUCACAAUACCUGAUGAAAUAAAUGAAUUUGCGGACUUUUGGGACGAGUAUUUAGAGAAAACGAUAGAGAUAGAGAGAGGCGAAAGCUCCGGACUGUCGUUCUUAAAACUUCAAGCCGAUUUACUAUCCAUGCUGUCGAAAGCGCAUCAAUUUGGUUGUAAAAUGCUGUCGUCCAUGUUAGAAGAUAAGCAGCUUGUGAGAAGACUCCAGGAUGAGCAGUACGACCUGGUCCUCACAGAUCCUGCUUUAGCAGGUGGGGUGGUUUUGGCACAUUACCUAAAACUUCCUCUGGUUCUUAACGUGCGCUGGACCACAAGUGGUGAAGCACAUUUUCUCAUUGCACCAUCGCCCAUGUCUUACGUACCUUUACCAGGCACUGGAAAUACAGAUAAAAUGAGUUUUACUCAAAGGGUUAAAAAUGUCUUAUUCAAAAGCUUUACUUUGAUCCAGAACAGAUAUGUGGUCGGUCCACAUUAUGACGUUCUCAUAGAAAAGUACUUGGGUGAAAAGACAGACAUUGUGAGUCUUACGCAAGCUGCAGAUAUCUGGCUCAUGAGGGUCGAUUUUGUCUUCGAGUUUCCGAGGCCCACCAUGCCAAAUGUUGUGUAUAUGGGCGGAUUUCAAUGCAAACCCUCCAAACCUCUUCCUGAAGAUCUGGAGGCUUUUGUAGAGAGCUCAGGGGAGCAUGGCUUUAUUAUUAUGUCUUUGGGGACGCUUGUUAAAAGCCUUCCUGUUGACAUGACGAAUGAAAUAGCUGCUGCGUUCGCAAGUUUACCGCAAAAAGUCAUCUGGAGAAAUCUAGGACCUCGCCCAUCCAAUGUUGGCAACAAUACUCUUUUAGUAGAAUGGAUGCCACAGAAUGACCUUCUGGGACAUUCAAAGAUCAAAGCUUUUGUAGCACACGGAGGAACCAAUGGAGUGCAGGAGGCAAUAUACCAUGGGGUACCAAUUCUGGGCAUCCCUUUGUUCUUUGACCAGUUUGACAACUUAAUUCGGGUUCAAGAGAAAGGAGGUGGCGCAAUUCUAAAGUUGUCGGAGAUAAACGUUCAUUCUUUUGGACGAACCUUACGGGAACUGAUUAGCAAUUCCUCCUACAGGACAAAUAUGCAGCUAAUAUCUAAUUUGCACAGGGACCAGCCCAUGAGACCUUUAGACACAGCCAUCUUCUGGAUCGAGCAUGUGAUCAGACAUAAAGGAGCUACGCACUUGCGCUCUGAGUUUUACAACAUGUCAUGGUACUCUUAUCAUUCGGUGGAUGUGCUUGUGGUAUUGUUGUCUGUUUUUGCUGUGUUUACAUUGACUACAGUUGCAUUCAUCAGAUGUCUAUUUUAUAGAUUGUGCUGUAAACGAAAAAUGAAAAAUGAAUAAAUAAUCCUAUUUGAGGGUGA